This is a messenger RNA of Porites lobata, 20606 nucleotides long. The record is from the annotation of a GenBank genome assembly. Lineage: Eukaryota; Metazoa; Cnidaria; Anthozoa; Scleractinia; Poritidae.
AUGACCGAGUUUCCUCAACAACAGCAACAGCAAACCAACUUUCAACAACAAAAGAAUCUUGAAAGAGGCUGUAUUUCAUGUUGUGACAGCAUUGAAAGAACACAAAAGGUUUAAAACUUAAAAGUACACGAGGUUUCAGUCAGUUGUCGGUAAACAAACUUGGCGAUACAGCAGAAGUUUUUACGCACGAGUUCACCUGUCAAAACUUUGUCCAGUCUGAUACUAGAUUGGUCCUAGAGCGUGACCAAAUUAAAAGCGUGACCAACCUAAAAACAAUGUUUUUCAAAGGUCUUUGUCGUAAGGCAAACAAUCUAGAGAUUCAAGAUCUUUACUGGAAAAACUCCAUUGGCUGCCUUUAGGUAAACUGCUUAACGUUUCGCCAAGACAAACGCAAGCUGAAUGUCUUAGACUCUCCUUGCCCUCCCUUGUAGAGUCUGCUUUAGCCCCUCCCUGCCAAUCCGUAGGGGCGUACGGGCGGGAGUACGCUGACGUCAUAACCAAAUUUUCUUGCAUCGAUAGGUUACCAUUUUCUAUAGCAAUGGAGGCUCCGCCAUGAUGAAUGAAACAUUGUUUUUGUUUGUUUGUGUUUGUUGCAGGAGUAUUUGAUUCCUCAGAAUGUGGAAGAUUAUUCUCUGUCUUUCAGUCAUAUGUCUUACAACACUGACAAACGGUAAUUAUGCAAGUCAUGAAUUUACUGAAGAUGUAAUGUUUUGUGAAACCUGCCAACGUACUACAACAGGGUGCGAAAUUUAUGGUAUUACAGUUGUCAGAAAUGACCAGAUUUUGACAGUGACGAACAAAUGGCAGGACAUGGUUGCCCUUUGUAGGGCUGUGCUCUAGCAGCGCCCGUUGGUUUUGGGUUUCAAUACCGUUAAUGACAAGCAUCGUGUACAUUUUUGGUAUUUGUUGUUUUGGAAAAAGUCUUGAAUUUUGGAUCCAAAAAUUUGUACGAAACCUGUUUGCACAAUACGACGAUGUCAUCGAAUCAAAACAAAUACAUCCCCUUCCCACCUCUCAUUCAACCAGCGCAUACAAUCCUUGUGUUAACGAGAUUUUAUCUAUGGUUAAAAUGAUAAGAAAGUGAUUGUCACGUUAUAUGAGUUAGCAUGUAGCAACAAUACAUUUCCCCUCAAACCCAGUUUUCUCAGAGAAUCUUCAGAGUUAGUUUGUUGUACCCAAUAUUGACAUUAUUGUGUAUUUUUCCCCUAUUGAAGAAAGCAUCACCCGUGAUCUUGCGAAAAAAUAUAUAUAUAUAUAUAUAUAUAUAUAUAUAUAUAUAUAUAUAUAUAUAUAUAUAUAUAUAUAUAUAUAUAUAUAUAUAUAUAUAUAUAUAUAUAUAUAUUAUCUUUUGUUAUAUGAACUACAGCUUUAAGAGGGAUUUCUGCCACUAAGAAAAACUGCCACCAAUCGCACGUCAAAAUACCAUAAUUUUACCUGUGUUAAUAUCAGGCAAUCAGUGAACUACUUGUGUUACAAUGAAGACACCUGCCGUUGAAGUCCAUAGUCGUCGCCUUACAUCCAUUGCAUGCUUGCUCGGGUUUAUGAAGUUACUAAGAAAAAGGGGGAGGGGGCGAACAACGACUUUUUUAAUAAUUAUUUUUGAUAGACAUCAUAUUUAUAGUUUGCAUAAUAGAUAUAAAUUCUUGGAAUUUAACCACUUGCAUUCAAAUCGAUAUGCGUUCACUCGUGAGAUACGGGCUUGACGGUAAAUUCCAUGCUUCAGCUAGCCUAUGUAUUAUAGUCUAUGCUUCCUAUAUUUUUCGUAGAACAAUCUUGUAUUUAGUGGGCACCUCCAUUAAGCGGGCUCUAGCGGGAGUCUAGUGUGUGUCCUUUUGGGUACUGAACUUUCGUAUAAGAUUAGGAAUACUUAACCAAAGCAGCUCCACGGCCAAGUAAAGACCAAUAUAAAUGGUAUAAAGGAACCACUCUACUGACAUCAUCACCACCCUACAGAAUAGAGCAUAGGGAAUUCAGUGCAUUGAUAAUUGAGAAUGUUGUCAAGAAUCGAGACGAGGGACCAUACACAUAUUAUGGAGCAAAUUGUAGCCAUACACAUGUUAUGCAGAAAAUUUCUUGGGUAACGCGACGGAAACAGCACCAGCUACAGCAAGAAACUCGAUGGGCAAGGCUUGAAACCCAGACCUCCAGAUCAAGAGUUCAAGGUCUGUUAAUCCCUUGGUAACAUACGCCUCCUUAUGGGUACAUGUUGCUGGGCCUACAAAUGGGCGUAAAAGUCACAGAUAACUGCAUUCUCGUUGUCUAAAUUGCAGGUCAACAGGUGGCAGACCCGCCAAGAAUUGUUCACUUUCCAACCAAGGAUUUACUUGCUCCCGAGGAUGUUAAGUUUAGUAGACAAAAUGCCUUGAAAUUACCAUGUGAUGCUGUUGGGAAUAACUUGCAAUGGACCUGGAAGCACAAUGGCACAGCAAUUACGACGGGUGGUAAGUUCGCCAUUGGUGUUGAUGGAACCUUAUACGGAAGUUACCUUGAGAGUGCACAGAGUGGAAAUUACCAGUGUUUUGUCAGGGACAAUGUUACUGGAAUCGAGACAUUCAGCAGGAAGAUACAGGUUGCUGUUACGGGUAAGGAGUCAUUACCGUAUCAUUAGCAUAAGCAGUUCAACAGAUCUAAACAACAACAAAAAAAACAAAACAAUAAAGCCUAAGGCUGUGCUUUUGAUGCAGAGCUUGAAAAAAAAAGACAAUGAAUUCCAGCUUGUCCUUUGGGCAAGCAGCCCUCACAUUUGGCUUGUCCAAGGCCAUUUCUUGUUUGUCUAAAGUGUAAUUAUGAUUUUGUUAGAGGAUGACUUGGCUGAAACCUUCAGUUAAGUCAGCUUUGAAAGUUACUUGCCCAGCAAGAAUAUCUCUUUUCCCCGGCGGACUACCAGAUUUGACAUUUUUUAGCCCUGCAAAAGGCAAGUAAAAAGUGAAGAGUCCUAGCUUUAUUAUAACCCUAAGCGAAGUCCUCUACGUCGCAAGAAUCAAAAACUCAUGGCUGUGCUCUAAGAAAACCUGAAAGGAGCCAGGUGCUCUGAACCUGUGAAAUCCAGGGUUCAAUCACAAAUGUGCUUAAUGCUACUACAUGUAAGUGCAACCCUGACUAGUUGGGGGUGACAAGAGGAGCCCGCAAUCAUAAUAUCUAGGUUGUUAUUAUGCAUGCGUCACAUGUAUGUAGACAGCAUUUGUCUGGACUUCUACUUAGAAUGAAUUGAAUGCACAGAACACAAUUUGAUCACACGUUUGGACCUUCUAUCACUCAUAAUCUGAUCAAGCUUGUUUUGACCAUCUAUCACGUGAAACUUACGGGAAGCGCAGCACUGGAGCAAGAGUGUUUUGAGCUUCAGCCGUUGUCUCUGCACUCCGUAACCUUUGGUUAUUACUAGUUUAUAAUAUUAUUCUUGUUUCCUUGUACAGUUGUAGGGUCAUUCACCAAUCAAAUUGUCCGGGAGGAGUCUGUAGAUCUUGGGCAAGAGAUUAGUAUUGAUUGUCCACAGCACUCUGCCAGUUAUGGUGUCAGGUACUCAUGGCAGGGAAAAAUCAAUACUGUGGACAUACAGUUCAAGAGAAAUGAUCGACGAGCCAUAUCACAGACAGGGCAACUAUUAAUCAUGUAUGUUACCCAGCAAGACAUUGACGAUUUUGCAGAGUAUGACAGCCAAGGAAUCAGAUGUUUUAUGACUGGAGCAAACAGAUUUGAAAGUUCUGGUAUUUUUAAGUUAAAGAAGAAAAUUGCAGGUAAAUUCUUUGGUUUUUUUUAACACAGAACGAAAUCUCAGUGAUUGAAGGAGGAACUUCCAUCCCAUUAAAUACGUGUAUUUAUAUUAAAUGUAACAUUUUGGGAGUGUCCUUUUGACCUGGUGUCCAUAUAAUAAAUUGAUUAUGCUAUUCUCUGUUUUCACUUUCAUGCCACCAAAAAUUAAAAUCAAAACUAUUCAAUACAGAAUGUUUGAGGCUAACUUGGAAAGAUGGAGGUUCUUUAUAUUAUUAUAACUUAUGCCAUUUUUUGCUGAUGAACAAGUCUUAAUGAAAAAAGGGAGGGGAGAUGUUACAUAAGAUGUAUCUUUACUGGUAGGCUAUAGCAUAAAGCAAGGGUGAAUGUUUUACAGAGUGUUGUGUAUUUUGUCUUAGGUCAAACAGAUCCAGGGACACCAAGAGCGCCUGCAUGGAGGCUUAUACCUGCUGCCACAGAAACGGCUGUGGAGGGAAGAAAUAAAACUUUGUAUUGCCUUGCAGUUGGAAGGUGAGUGCCUGCAUGGGUACAUUUACAAAUUAGGCAAAACAAAAUAAAUAGUAAUAAGAUAAGGAAAUACAUGUAUAUACAUACAUUCUACAUAUAUAAAUAAAUAGUUAGGAUGGACAAUUUUCAGAAUGAAUUCUGUUCAUUUAAGCCAAUAUCAAUGGCAGUAGCACUGGAUGGGUUUGUUUUCAGAAAAUUUAGGCAUCCAACUUUUUGGGGUUAGAACUGUAGGCUGUCAAUGCAAAAGCGUCCCUAACAGCCAACUGCUUCUUACACCCAUUCAUUAAAAUUGGGUAUCUGGUAAGUUGUUCACCUUAAACUACAUACAAACAUUUACCUCAGCUAUUAAACGGUUCAUGGCACAUUCUAUCCAUUUCUAAUGUCCUGUCUACCUGCUUCUGAUGCACUGAUUUGCUUUGUGAUUGGCUGUUCUCUGUGCCAAGAAAGCCAAUUAUCAUUUGAUGCAAAUUUUUCUUCCUUUUCAUUGGUCGAAAGCCCACCACGUGACCUGCAAAUAACUGCCUAAAAAUAAUGGUCUGCUCAUGUCGCAAUGUCGCGCAACUGUGUUUGGCUGCAAAUAAUAUUCUUCGAAUGCGUAAACGAAACCUUUGCUUUUCUCCUUCUUGCGAUCGUUCUUGCGUGAAAAAAAAAGGCAGAUCGCUUCGCUUCCCGAAAAUGGUCGUUAAAAACAAACGUGGUGAUCGAAUGACAAAACACUUAUUAAACUCGGUUAUCGCAAAAAUAUCGCGAUUUGCCAGUGUCUCGUACAUCAAUUAUUUGCCUCAGCCUUCGGCUUCGGCAAAUAAUAAUCUGCUCGCCACUGACAAAUCACGAUAUUUUGCUCAACCUCGUCCAAUAAUUGUAAUUUGUCCAAUAGCCCGGAAACAAGUAGACUGUGUGAUUGGGCUAGUACAUUCUGUUCUUUACGUGUCGGACAGGCAAGUGAAGUAUUCUGCAGGAAGUCAAAUCACAGAAGUAUUUUAAGACAAGUGUUUUAAUUUCCUGAUAUAUUCACGUGGAUCGAGAGUUGCUUUCAAGCUGGUCUGGCAUAGUGAAAUUAUUACACUAACUGUCUUGCAUGUAAUGGUGUAAAUUAUAAUCAAUAAAAUUGUAAUGUUAAUUAAUUAUUGAUCCUGCUCGUCAAAAGUUUGGGGGGCUAAUGUUAAAUUGACUCUCGGGCUUUAAAUAAGUACUGUACAUGCUUGUUAAUGGGCAAGCUGUAAAGCUGACUCUCUUAUAUUGCUCCGUACUGUUUAAACGGCUACAUUGUAGCUGUUAAGAACAUUAUUGCAUGAGAGAACUCACAAUUUGUUACCAGAAUUGAUAAAUUUUGUAUUGCUUUUAAAUUAGAAAAAAAAAAUAAUAGUACAGUCAAACCGCGCUAUACAGACACCCACUUAAUACGGAUGCCUCAUUAGUUAUUACAGACAGUUUGCUUUGUCCCUGGGGAUCCAAAGAAAGCCCUUGCAUUUUAUUUAAAUUCAACCCGCUUAAUAUGGACAUUUUCCGUGGCCUCCUCAUUGUCCGUAUUAACGGAGAACGUGGCUGUAGGAGUUUGCAUGCACCUUGAUAGUUCUUGAAAGUCCUUGAACACACACCUGACUGUAACACACUAAAACAUUGCAUAGCCACACGAAUCCUUGCAAUUUAGUGAUUGAUAUAACUAAAUGCAGUUGACAUCUGAUAGUUCAAAGCUGUUGCGCGUUAUCUUGUUACUUACAGACCUGUGCCAACGAUAACUUGGAAAAUGCAGGACAAACGUGGAAACUGGCAAAACCUUGUACAUGGACAAGAUAGUUUUGAGAUUGAUACUGCUUUCCAAGGAAGACUGCUUAACAUUAUAUCCGUUAAACAGAACAUGCAUGAGACCAGGUACCGUUGUGAAGCUGAGAAUUCUCAAAGUGGUGGAAACCCCUUGGUCCAUGAUAUACAGCUGAAUGUUGAAGGUAAGUGGCGUUAGUGCCGUCUCAAUCUCAUGCACUGAUCCCUUUAAUGAUCAAAUUAAGGUGGCUGAACACAGUUUUAAGGGCGGUUUAAAUUAGAGAAACCAACAUGGCGGCGAAAAAGGCAAUGGUACACAGAAGACAAUUUCUCAAAAUCUACUCAUUAAAAUUUUGUGAUAUUUGGCAGAAUUUUUACUUUUAUCAUAUUUUAAAUAAUGAGAAAUUUGAAAUGGAAGUUGAACCGACGAAUUUUGUGACACAUUUAAUAAUUACAGUACAAUUAUAUUAUUGAUCAUCUAAAAACCCGUCUGUUAAAAUUUGGUCAAAUAAGUUUCAAAUGGUAAUGAUUAAUUAUAGUAAGCUGUGUGCAAGUUUAUAGGAAAAUCUAAUGAGCGAAUUUUAUGUAAACUGAAAAAAGUGAAAUUGUAAGGUUGUAUUCAAUCGUUCAUGUUGCCAUGAAAACUACAAAAACGUCACAUUUUACCUGUCAAUCAAAAUCUUUCAUCAGUAUAUUUUUCAGUUGCCAAGUUUGAGCUUGUGAGUGCAACCUUUCUCUUCCAUUGAUUUGGCAAAUGACAUACAAACUGCCAAAACUUGGGUUCAGCCACCUUAAGCACUUCAAUCUUACUGUCACACUAAAUCACCGCCUGGUUAGCUUAGCUGGGAGAGUCGUUUGCUAGUCUGCCGAGUGAUAGGUCAUGCGUUCAAACUCUCGGCUGGACCAACACUCGGGGUCUUUAAAUAACUGAGAAGAAAGUGCUGCCUUUUUAAUAACCUCUGCAAACGGUUAUUUUUUCUAGUCUUCUUGGAAACGGAUGAAAAACGGUAUGUUCCUUCACAAAACACUUUCACUUAUCUGGUUCUUCCAUUAGUGCGACGUAAAACCAGAACCCACAUCACUGUUCCAAAAGACUAAGGGACAUAGACCCCAGUGGUGUGGCAACCCUUUCCUGGGGUGGGUGGGUAUCUGUAAGGACUGAUCUUAAUAAUACACUGUAGGGAUGUCGUAAUAGGUUCUUUGCAUGACUUGAUCACGUGAUCAACUUUCGGUAAACACGAAAACAGUUCACUUUUGAAGAUUUUGUUAGCAAAAGCUGAAAGAGCAUAUUAAAAAAUAGGUAACCUGAGAAUUUUCAGCGGUAUAUCUCAAAAGUAGCGAUUGCAACGGCCACCGAAAGUUGGAAGCAUUUGUAUGAGGAAAACAACUUUUGCCAUCCAUACAAAUCCUUGUAAUUUCGAAAUUUUCAAAACUGUCAUAAAAUCCUUAAGCAUUAACGGGGCCCAAACCUCCUUUUAAUUCGUAAAGGCAAUUUGAGCCCUUAAAUGCGUAAAGGAAAGAUUCAACGAGAGUUUAAAAAUUUUAGAAUUUAUAAGGAUUUGUAUGGAAAACCAUGCAAGCGUGACUGGGUCGCAAAAGUUGUUUUUCUCAUACAAAUGCUUCUAACUUUCGGCGGCCGUUGCAAUCGCUACUUUUGAGAUAUACGGCCGAAAAAUCUCAGGUUACCUAAUUUUAAUAUGCUCUUGCAGCUUGUGCUAACAUAAUUUUUCAACUUGAACUGUUUUCGUGUCUACCGAAAGUUGGUCACGUGAUCAAGUCAUGCAAAGAGCAUAUUGGUACCUUAAAUAACAGCAGUGAUUUUGUUACCUCUGCGUCCUGUGUCCCUGAUGCAUAAACAUCCCCAAAGACACAAAAUAAUUCAUGGCAUGCGUCCCGUAAGACGCAAAGAACGAUCGAUCGACUUGAAGAUUCUUUUUUUGGUAGAAUACCCUGUUCGUGUUAUUUCUGUUGCUGUUCUUUAAAGAUGCAUUUUGUUGUAGUUUUUUUUUCUGCUUUAAACAUGGCAAAUUGAAGAUUCAAUCGACCCCGAUAACUCAAACCCCGCUAACUCGAACUGUUUUUCGUGUCCCUUCAGAGUUCGAUCGAGUUACCGGGUUUCUACUGUACAAUACAACUGAUUAUUUUAUUAAUUCUCUUUGCAGUUCCUCCAAGGUUUGCAGCAUCUCCUCCGCAACAAGUUGAAAUUGAUGUUAAUGACAAUGGCAGCUUAACAUGCGAUGUAUUUGCAGACCCUUCGCCAUCUUUGAAGUGGUACAAGAAUGGAAAACAACUCACAACAUCAACGUAAGUUUUGUAACAAUUGUUUCUCUUAGAACACACUUUGUGAAUUGGUAAAUGUAAAGGCCACACCAUGUUUUUAUUCUCACACAUUGUUAUAACUGCUAACUUUUGAUUUUUUCUAGAUUUCAUUUGUAGUGUCCGGAAAAAUUUAGUGCUCUCAAGAAUCAUUUGAAUGCAUAAGAAUAUCAUGUAAUUUAAUACUCUACACAUCCUAGAUGAGCUUAACGUUUUGCACUGGAAAGUUAUAAUUCAGUCUAAGUUGCAUUCAGCUGUGCAUUUGGAAGUUGUCUUUAUGACGUUCAUAACUUGAAUAUAAAGAGGUAAAAUAAUAAUACAUUGUGCUAGGCAUGAAUAAAAAAUAUUUUCUCCUGCACCAAAAAGCUGAAGAAGAUAUGAAGUGCAAGGUGAAAGCAAAUUAUUUAGAUGUCAACGGACAAAAGUGGGAAAGGUUCUACUACUGUUGUUGUUUUUGUUGUCCAAGUUGGUAGCAAUCCCAAGAAAGAAGCUAAAAAGUCCCUGGAGGCAUGAUGACAAGCAGAUUUGCACUCAUCGGAAAAAUCAAUUUACACUUGACAUAGCCUGCGAAAACAGCCGUUUCUCCUCGCUUUCGUCGCUGAGGACGUUUCGCAAGGAAUAAUUUCUGCGACUCAGCGACAGAAAUUCCAUACUGAUGACGUAAAAUUGUUUACGAAUGACAGGCAAAAGACAAAAGGCCACGAAGGUCAAAUGUAAACGCGAUGAAUCUCGAAACAAAACAGUCAAAAUUGGUGGAGCAUAUUCUUCUCUAGAAGAAGCAUUUGAGCUUUGCUGGAGUUCAUUCGCAGAUGAACACAACACUUUAGUGAAAUCGACCAGGAGGAAACGUAAAAUUGAACAAAUUUGGAUGUGGAAACCCAUGACUACCGGAUAUAUUAUGUAAACAUUGAUUUACGUCAUCAGUAUGGAAUUUUCGUCGUUGAGUCACAGACGUUCUUCCACGCGAAACGUUCCCAGCGGCCAAGAGCAAUGAGAAACGGCUGUUUUCGCAGGCUAAACUUGACAGUGUUCCACAUAAACCUCCCCUCCCUUGCCUCUUUUUUGUUGCUAGUCGCAGGCACAGUUUCAGUAUGUUUCUUAUCAUGGAAAUAGAGGAUAUUACAUCCGGCGGAGAUAAGAAAUUUCCUUCGAGUGUUGAAUUAUUUCGCGAGUGAGCGCAGCGAACAAGUGAAAUAUUUUUCAGCGAAGAAGAGAAAUUUCGUAUCUCCAAGCGGCUAUAAACACCAAUGAAAUACCAACCUUUUUCACUUUAAUAGCUUUUUGCUGUGAAAGGCGCGAUCUAUUACUUGUUAUUUUCACAUGUGAAGAUAUCAUGUUUUUGCACGAAAGCUCACCUGGUAUUCUAUUGGUGUUUAUACAGUAAAAUGUCGUAUUUCACAGUGUACAGGUAACAUUAAGUGGCAACAAGCUGGUUUUCAAGAAUGUGAGGCACCCAAAUGAAACUGGAAUUUAUCAAUGUGUGGCGGAGAAUCUACAUGGAAUGAUCGUGUCGUCCACAUAUGUCAAAGUUCUAGGUAAUCACUUGGAAAAUUGCAUAAAUAGUAAAACUUCCACUCUAAUACUGGCGUGUUAGAUAAGAAAAACUUGACAUUGCAACUUUUGUAUAAGAUGAGGAAUACUAAACAUUGCUUGUAUGCAGGAAAAACAAAGAAACAAACCGCAAACAAAUCAGGUUGAGAUCACCGCACAAACUUAUGCAAUAAACACUGCCUUUUGCGCAUUUCAUUUCCGCUGUCGCGUCUUCAGUCUGCCUGUAUAUUCUUUAAGGGUAAAAUUUCUCGCACGCGAAUUUUUCUUUUUGCAGCCAUAAAACCAUCUUUUGCGGAGUCCGGACUUGGUCCAUUCUACUUGUUCAAAGGCACUGCAGGGCGGUUGACGUGUAAUCCAAAAGCAGCUCCACGGCCAAGUAAAGACCAAUAUAAAUGGUAUAAAGGAACCACUCUACUGACAUCAUCACCACCCUACAGAAUAGAGCAUGGGGAAUACAGUACAUUGAUAAUUGACAAUGUUGACAAGAAUCGAGACGAGGGUCUUUAUAAAUGUUAUGCAGAGAACGUCUUGGGUAACGCGACGGAAAAUGCAACAGCUACGGUUUUUGGUGAGAAUACCAUGCACGUAUGUCUCUUAAAUAAGCGAGCUUUAGAUAUGGCUCGGAGUCAAUGUCCAGUACUAGACUGCAUCGCAGACGUACUCUAACCCGGCUGGUUCAGUUUCAUCAGGCUAGGCAGGCUAGUCCAACACGAGUAUGACUCUAAACUUUCGAGCAGGUCCAACUCUUUUUUGGUAUAGUGCAAUGCUUAGUGCAUUACGGCAAAUCAGUAAACAAAAGAUGACUAUCUCGUCUACAAAAUUAAAAAUUCGCAAAACCGUUGGACUAAAAAAAAAAACCAGACACACACACACACACACUCUGGAGGGCGGUUUCAAAAAGAUGCGGUUCCGUUCAGCGGAUUCACUGGUUUCUUGUGGACAGAAGGCCGAUUCGAAUAAAAAAAGGUUGCGGUUUCAAAAAUACCCGGAUGCGUGUGGACGGGCGUAAGUUUCCCUAGAGGGAGCUUAAGCAGUGACGACGGCAAGGACAACGUAAAAAACGCAAUUGGCUAUCUGAGCAAGUGUAUAAAGACGGAAUACAUUAGGAAAAUUGAGUAAUUUCAAUCUUCAGUAGACAAAAACCUUGUACCAGAAUAAUUUAAACAAUAUCGGAUUUUUUAAUUUUUUUUUUCAAGGGCUAUAGAUAUCAUUAGUUAUCUGUAAUAACACCAUAGAAAAUUUCUCAAGGGAGCCUGAGAAAAUGAAUGUCAAAGUUCACAAGAAUUGUGAAAACACAGGUAAAAUUCUGAAAAUUUCAUGUGUAAGAUGUCAUUUUGUGAACCUCGACUGAAAAUUAAAAUUACUCAAUUUCCUGAUGGGCUCCAUCUUAAGCUUUCCUUUGGUACAUUUCUCUGCCGUCUAUUGCACGACUCCGUCGUAAAACUUCCUUGUACAGCGUUUUUUUAGGAACGUCAAUACAUGGUAAUAAAUUGACCUUUUUCUUUUGAAAUUGGAUAGAGUCUUUUAGAACUUGAAUCCUUGAAAACUUGCCUGCAUUUGACAAACUCACCGAGGCAGGGUUUAAAAGAACGCUAAUUCACUUCUUGGUGACCUUUUCGCUAACCGUCGUCGUCGUGGUUGUUUAAGCUUCCUAACAGCCAGGCAGUUAUGGGAGUUAAUCAAAACGCGCGGAAAUUGGUAUCCUCUGAUUUGGUAAAAUUAAUACUGUUGAUGAUUUUGUUUUUCAGAGAGAACAAUAAUUGUCGUUCAACCACGUGAUCAAAGCGUUGACAAGGGAACUCGUGUUGAUCUGAGAUGCGAGGCAACCGCUGACCCGUCUCUUGAGUUAAGAUACUACUGGAAAAAGGAUAAUGCUGUCAUAACGUACAACAACAAAACUCAGUGGCUUGAAGGAGCUAAGGUUCUGACAAUUGCUAACAUUACAGUUGAUGAAGCUGGUAAUUAUACUUGUGUGGCCUACACUUCUGGUCCAAUAAGAUCUGAAGAUCAAGCAUCUGCUACUAUUGAUGUCUCAGGUAUUAAACAGAACUUACUGACAUCGGUUUUUGGACUUAAGAAAUUGAAUUUGGAUUUUAGUUCCAAUAAAAAUGCAACUUUGAUACUAAGUUGUUCACAGUAAAUGUAAUUUCUCACGAUUGAGAGACAUGGGAACGACUUAGUCAGAAAUUAAUAUUCUGAGGGCACGGUAUAGAGGCGCGCUGGUGUUCCUGGGAUAGUGUCGGGCUAUUUGUGGUUUUGGCGCGAGACUUGUACCAGUCCUUCUGAUAGUUUUCGUUUGUUUUGCAAGUUUUCCGUUUCUAUUAAUAUUUUAAUUUGUUACGUCUUCAGAUCUGUAUGUUUUGGAAUAACGUUUCUUAUUUCGGUGUAUAGUUUAUGAAUUAGGUAUUUAGACCCGCACCCUUUUCCAUUAGUAUAAUUUUGGAGUAGUCUACGUAACAUUGUAAUGUAUUUUCCUUGAUCCUUUUCCCCAGGGUUUUACGUGCCACCGCAUUAGUAGGGUAAUACGUUUCCACUCAUUUUUUUUGGCCACUUCGACCUCAAUGGUAGUUUUUAGUAGCGUAGUACAAGUUCUAGCUUAAAACAUAUAUUAGUAUUUUGCUAGAAGGAUAUCAUUGAUUUAACAUUUGCAUCAGAUGACUGACAGACGCAUCCUAAAUAAAAGUUUUCACAAUGAAUAUCUUGUGUUAGUGGAGUCAGAAUUUACAGUAUGUUGUGCUGAUGUGUGAACAGGGCAUAAUUACUUACCAUCUAGUGUAAAGACCAGUUUUGAAAAAAAAGACGGCUUUCUCACACUAACCAUUUUUUUUUUUCGUUUAAAUCUGAUUUUUAUAGGUGCUCCUCCUCAUCCGCCAACAAAUCUUGCCAUAACAAAUUGCUUCAACCGCACUACAACGCUUUCCUGGGUUAAUGGAGCAGCAAAAGAUGCGUCCAUUACGAAGUUUAUUAUUGAGCAGGAAUCUUCAUAUGAGCCCAACGUGUUUUAUAGCAUUGAAAAUGUCACAAACCCUAAUGCGACGUCCUUUACCUUUAAUCUGACCGGAUGGGCGACCCUUCGCUUCCGUUUGAGAGCUGUCAACCGCUUUGGACCCAGCCGCCCAAGUGUAGCCACGUCUAAAUUUUGUCGAACGGAUGUUGGACGUGAGUAUACUUUUGGCUUUUCAACGAUCACGUGUGUAAGCGAAAUGUGAAGAUCAGUGAUAUUCCCCUCCCCCGGGCAAAAGAAAGUUAAAUGCCGCAGUGGCGGAUCCAGACCUUCAGAUAAGGGGGGGGGCGGUCAUCCACACCCUGAGAUAAGAGGGGGUGGUCUCAAAAAAAAAAUGUUUUCGGCCAUUCGGGCCUCAGUUUGGUCUAAAAAUAAGCGGGGAACUGGGCCCUCCAGGGCCCUCCCCUGAAUCCGCCACUGUAUCACAUUGAUUUUGGUCUUCCGCAGUAAAAAAAAUGCUGACUUUUGAGUCGCUAGGUGAAAUUACGUGUUGUGUAAGUCAUUCAAAGUCACUGCAGAACUUGUUGGGUUGUUUCUUGAUAUUGAGUUCGAUUUUAAAGCAUUCUUGGAAGAGAGGUGACUUAAAAUCUUUGUACUUUUAACAGCUCCGGAUAAAUAUCCAGACCAUUUCCGUGGAAAUGCCAAGGGAACGGAGAAACUCGAUAUUGUUUGGACUGUAAGUAGACUUAGCCUUAGGUUUAAACCUUUAAACCCUUGUUGUUCUAACUUUCUUUUAAGAUAUUGUGGUUCAUGCGCCAAUCGAAGAGGUCGUGACAGUUAAGCUCCUUUUGAUAUUUCAACAGUUUGUCCUCGUGGCUGCUAUUUAAAGGAAAAAAAAACCGCCAUUAGUAGACUUACGCUGCACCUCGGACAAAGAAGAUCUAACCAAUAAUGAUUAAAAGUAGUGCCUGCAACACUAAGGAAACACCAAUUUAUAGGAUAUCAUAGCAAGAGAAAUCAAACUAGUGACAACUCAUGUCAGGGCUUGUUUCUUAAAGUGUUGAUUAGGGAUUAUUUAGUUAUUUAGCUUAUAUUCGGAGGGGCUUAUGAGCAGAGGUUCUACUUGCAAAACGUAACGAUUUUGCUGUUUUUCUUGGUAGGCAAUGCCUAAAGUGGAUUGGAAUGCUCCCGGCCUUUACUACUUGCUGAAGUACAGAGAGGUGCCGGAUGGGACAUUUGGAGACCCGGAGAGAAUCACUGAUCCCGCUGUUGUCGCUUUUGCGAUACCAAAUCCCGGCAUUUAUAAGCUGUGGGAAUUUCAGAUUCAAGCUGGGAAUGACGAGGGGUUGGGACCUGAGAGUCCUGUAGUACAAUCACAUUCGGGUCAAGACCGGCCCAAAGGAAAGCCGGGAAAUGUACAAACUGGAGCUGCAACGGCACGCACUGUUAAUUUGACGUGGGUUCCUGUCACCGUUACUCGAGGAAGUGUGGAUGGUUAUAAGGUGAGAGCAGCCUCUUCCAAGACCUCUCUUUUCCCUUUGCCUGGAGCAAGAGGGAAAGAGAAGAAACCCUGAGUGCGGCGUGUAUUCGCUUUUUUUUUUUUUUUUUAAUUUGUUUAGUUUAAGCUUGGAAGUAGGUUUUGGUAAAGUUUUUUGUAGUGUGGAUAUUGAUCGAGUCAAACAAAGGCAUCGGUCGAGUCACAUCCAAGAAUUGGUGUCAAGAACAGUUGUUUGCAGUAGUCCAUUUUCAUUUGCAGAUUUAUUACUCGGGUGAAAGUCGCGUGAGCGAAAGACGUCGACGAGAAAUUCCUGGUGAUGCGAUGUUUGUUAAUGUCUCAGGAGGCAGCAAGAAGUCACAUACUGUAACGAAACUUACGCCUUACACUAACUACAACUUCUCUAUCACGGCUUACAACGAGGGCGGCGAAGGACCGGCCAGUGACGAAGCCUUUGCUACGACUGAUGAAGCUGGUAAGUUGUGUUAUGGAGUACAAAAUCCCCUCUUUCUUAACAGAGUUCUUAAUGAGACGGACUGCCCCCUACUAAAAUGAAUACAUUGAGAAAGUCACUGUCUUUCUUUUGUCUUUUCGUUGACUCCAUAAGGCGGUCACUUCGUGCCAGACCCACCGUGCAGGUCUUGGAAAGAGGAGACAGUAUCAAUCGGCAUGACGCCAUUUGGGACGAUCGGAUGAUUGGGCCAUCAGAUUUUUUUUUUUUUUCAAUUUUACCUUUGUCACUAUUGGCAUUGAAAGGGUUUAGGCAUGCAAGAUUCACUACCACGAUACGUGUCAAGUCCGGAGAAAAGGUUCGCUCUUUCCAAAGUCAAUUAAAUUGUCAUUUCUUAUUCCUCCUUUUAGAACCUGGUCCACCAUCACAAGUCAACGUCUAUGCCUUCGCAAAAUAUAUCAUGGUUAGAUGGAAAGAUCCUGUGGAACCGAACGGUGUUAUUACAAAAUACCGAGUGAGGUCUGCGCAGUACGAAGGUUCGCAGCCAAGCGACGAUCUUCAGGUAUCCUGGCAGGAAUUCGGACCAGGUGUUUUUAGGAAGCUGCUGGACAAUCAGACGCCGGAGAGAAAUCAUGUUGUAGAAAUACAAGCACAGACAAGCAAAGGGUGGGGAGAUAAAGUCAGAAAUACAACUCGAACUGUGGCAUAUGCUCGUAAGUAAUUUUUCAAUAUUUUAGUGAUUAGUUCUGGAGUCAGCUCUCUCAUUGCCAUGAUCUCGCUGAGGGCUUAAAAAGCCCAUGAAUUUUUACUCCAUGUCAGUUGUAGGCUUGUCUUAAUUAUGUUUUAGUUACAAUCAAACUUGCCUGGCCCCUUUACCAUCGAGCAAGUGAGUAUGAAAUCUUUCCUGCCCGGAAGGAAAGUCCACUGGUCCCAGACAUCCAGACGGGGCAUGCAUUCUUUGAGUCAUCACCCCUAUUAUGGAUACCUUGAUAAUGGGGACAGUAGUUAAAUCCCCGGUAAAACUACAUUGCACUUUGAGGUGCUUUUCUUUGCCUUCAUUUCACGACGACGAUCCGCGAAAUUUGCUAAUGCGAGGCGCAACAAGCUCACAAUUUCUCCCUGUUCCCACUAAUAAUGCGCCCUUCUAUUCUAGAGCGCGUGCAAUCCUCGCGCCUGCGUGUAUGUUAACACUAAUAGCCACAAGUGGACUGUAGAGGAUCUUUCAGCUUGUUAUGAAUUCCGUUAAGUUAUAUGUAGAUGCCUGUAAAAUGAUUAUUUUUCUCAGCUCCCGCCAAACCAGCAAGACCCACCGCGGAGGGAAAAGCUGUGGAUAAAGUAAGAGUUACUUACAAAUUUGGCCUGGGUGGAGGCUACACGCACGAGUUCUUGGUCAUGUAUCGAAGGAAAUGUAAGCAUUUUUAAAGAUGUUAAUAAAUGAAAGCUCGUUAACCCCUACACACCCGGCCAGAGUAAAUGACUUAGACCUGUUAGAUGGUUCUAACAUUUGAGUAUAUCGUUCUAUCUUUUGAGUCUGAAGACAAAAUUCUAUGGUGUGACAAUUCAAAUGAAACCUCUAUGAUAGUACUUUCACUUUGUACUAUUCAUUUCUUUUAAUUUUUUUAUUUCUUUUCUUUUUUCUUUUCUCUCUUUUUUUUCACAUUGUUCAAAUAAAUUAACUUUGGAAUUUUUGCCACUUUGGGAGUGAGAGGGUCACACGUUACUGGCAAAGUCGACGCUCUUUUACAGACAACUUCUAUCGACUAUGACGGACACCUUUUUCUUCAACCGUUGUCUUUGGCUUUCCAUAAGGCUGGCACCUCUGUAGGACGGACGCUGAGUUGCUAAAUUAUGUAUUACAUAAUAAUUCAAUAAGUAAAAUAUGGUGACGUCGAGUUUGACGUUCCCAGUUAAUUUGUAGAAAAAUUCGCUUACUUUGGCGGUCACUGCUGAACAGUUUGGAAGUUAUUCAACUUUUUAGUGUCUGUGUGUGUGUGUGUGUGUGUGUGUGGGGGGGUUUGGCUGGGGUUGAGGCUAAACCCCGCCACCUCGCCCCGGUAUUACUAGGGUUAAACGAACAAACCAAUUUGUUGUUGGAGGGGUGAGGGCCAUUUAAAAAUUCGUAUAUGUUGUCAUGAAAUUGCACGAGUGAGAAGAAGAGGAAGAAAUGAAACGUCUCUCUCAGUUAAGUAAUUAUCUAAAAUUCUGUAUUAUUAAUUUAUUUUGUAGUGGAGGGAGAAGCUUUUCAAAAUACCAGCUGGGUGAACCAUUUUGAAACGCAGAGCAUCGAGAUCGAAGGCUUAAAUAAUGAGCUUUACGAGUUUAAAACUGUUGGCAGAAAUGAUUAUCCAGACAAUAAUAACGUCAAUUCAAGAUCAGAGAGCCCCGCCAGUGACGUCACGGAAGGACGACCUCUCCCUUCAACAACAAGUAAGUAUCGGACUUCACUCUCAGAAGAAAAUGCUACAAUCGGUGACAAAAUUGAUUGAGACAUUUUUUCCCUAAAUGGUCCCUCUUACGUUUUGCCGACUGCCUAUUACGAACCAAUGUAACAACCAACUCCAAGUAGGCUUUCGAGCUCAAUUGGUUAGAGGGCAGCAGUCUCUCACAAAACGGUGACAAAGCAGCCUCCGCAAUUUGGCUGUGUAGUGGUAAAUAUUGCUUCGAGCGUAUAAAACGUAAACUACAGUAAACCGCUUCACAAUAAAUCACGCUGUUCAAUCACCAUGAAGUCUUUUCUUACCUUCAGAAUUAUCAACACUAGGAUAUUCCCUUGUUUUCAAAAAGUUCUUACUCUGAAACUUUGGCAAAACACCCAGUUUACGACGGCGAGAUUGUUUUGCUUUAUAUUCACCGCGUAGCGUCGUGAAUGUUUUUUCCUUGAGCGCGAAUUGGCUCUGAGUCGAUAGCCCAUGAAGCCAAAGGCCGAAUGGGCCAACUCAGGGGGAACGAAAGCUACUUGACGACUCAUAUAAAGACCACAGGAGGAACAAUGGUUUUACUCUUUUUCUUAUCACAGAACACGGACUCCAGUGCUACCACUGUGUGUCAACUAAGAGUUGGGAUGACUGUGCCUCUAUCCAGAAAAAGGUGGCCUGUGAUUCUGGUAAGGAAACCUGCGCCAAUAUUCAUUACCAUUCAAAAUCGGGAGACCUGGCGAUGUCAGAAGAACGUUAUGCCAGAAAAUGUAGCGCAAAAUCAGCCUGUGGCAACGAGGAGCUCUGCAAGGCAUUGGCUCCAAAAGGAGCUACAAUCAAGAAGUGUAAAGUGAACUGCUGCGAGGGUAACCUGUGCAAUCGAGCCAGAGUACCACUGGCCAGCGCGAUUCUGCUCCUGGCAUGCGCCCUUUCAGCGUUUUUUUUUUGUUCAGAAAGUGCAAAUUGUGAAGUUUUGAGUUUUUAAUAGCUCUUUGGGUUAGGGCGAGAAGUCGUUUUAUAGUUCUGUUGUAACGUACAAGUAAACAUUAUCUUAAUUUUAUGUAUUAAGUCUUGUUUUACCAAAGUGAGUUUUGACGAAGGAAACCAUAUCAUGUAGAAGCAAUUUUUAGCAUAGCAUUUUAAAUUAUAAAAUUUUAAACGUGUUUAAUUUUCAUGAAGUAUUCCUGUUUACGUGUUUCUUGUGAAAUUUAAAAAGAGCUGUCUUGAAAAUUUCAUGAAGACCCUUUCUAAACCAGCGUUUUUAGGGGAGGAGGGAAGAAAUACGACUCCCCUAAAAACCCCUGCGUGGACAGCGGAAGUGAUUUUCACGGCCCAAGUCCGGCCCAAGUGCUAUAAAGUCAGUCAGUCGCGGUGGAAAAGAAAAAAGCGGGGUUUGGUGAUGUUUUUAAACACUUUUGAAAGGUAAAGAUGUUUUAUAUUAUAAUCACACUGAAACGAUUGUAAAAUAUUUUGUAACUAAUCUAAAUAAUCACAAAAAAAACAGAAUAGGAGCGGGCAUCUCGUUUAUUGAUAAAGCCAGUGUAAAGCGUUACAAAAACACAGCGUUACAAUUUUGCAAACUCAGGGAAAUUAGAGCAGUAAAUAAAAUAAAAAAUUUAGGGUUGAAAGAGAUGCUUCGAAUGGCUCUUGCAUAACUUAACAAACCUUAAAUAGUGUACCAGCCCCUUGAGACACCUUACGCGCACGCCUUAAAUACUUCAGCAGUAUUAUGCAACCUAAUUUACAUACUCUUGUGAAACUAAGAAAACGUUACAAAUUAUAUUUUACAUCGAUGUGGUUAUAAAGUCGGCGCCGCAAAUUUCUAUAUAAAAUGCAGAAAAGGUAAGAUCUUUCAUUAGCUGCAUAUUGCUUUCCCCCUUAAAUGUAUGAAAUACGUAAAUACAAAACAUUAAUCGGUGUCGGUUAAUUUCCUAAGUCACACGUGCUUUCGAGUAUUGCAAAGCUUAAUUUGUUGUGUUCUGAACAGUAGAGUUUCAUUCCCAUAAAGUGGUUAGUUUAAACAAAAACGGGUGCUCGACGCUGCAUCGAUUAGGUAAUGGAACAAAAUAUUUGGUUGGUCAACUGUUUGUUGCUGCAUUUAAACACCGUAGGGCGUAUUUAAAUCUCUCCAAUAAGCCGCUGGGGGUUAUUUGUUCCAGCCAUUUUUGAGGGGGUGGGGGGGGGAGGGGGGGGGGCUUAUUUCACAUCUGAAGGCAUCUUUCACUUAUUCUUUGAUUUUGGAAUUCUUAAAUGGAUGACUACUAUUUUAUUGAAUUCGUUAGGAAUAAUAAGCAAACUGUAGGGGAGGGGAACCAUUGUGACUAUUGAAAUGGACAUUUCACUCUGAAAUUAAGAAGGGAGAGGUAGGGCUGGAGAAUAGGAAGCAUCCGCUGUCUAAUUAGGUAAAGUGGGCAAUUUCCAAUCUGCAGGUGUUUGAAUGGGGCGGACUCCUUGACGGGAGUGCAUUUUUCCAGGCACAUACCCCACCCCCCUUUUCCCUGGUUUUCAUGGUAAUCAAUCAGGCAAAACUGUAUACAAAUUUACAUACUGUUAUAUUCCAUCAUUGCUGAAUUUUUUAUGAAAAUGGUGUGAAUGUAUUUACCACCUAAAUAGACGGGUCGAAAGCUUCUACGAAACAGGUCUUCUUGUGGCGCCUGCAGCAAUGGACUCGUCAAAAAAAAAAAAAAUCCCAACGUGUUUAAGGGAUAAUGUCUGUUUUUAGCACUACUUUGCACACCCAAGAAAAUACUUUUCCAUCAAUGGCAAGCAAAAUAAGUGGAAAGAUGCGCCACUUAUUCGAGGACGGGGUUCUUACGGGUAAAUAAGGUACAUGUAACAUUUCAGUAGCAACCCACGCUAAUUGUAAUACGGUUAACCCUCUCCAAAAAGGAAACCGCUUGGGGAGGAGGGAGGUAUCCAUCUCGUAGAGAGUUAAAGAAACUGAAUGAAACACGACAGGAACUAACGCCAUAUAUCUGUCUCAGGGAAGGUACCCUUUGCGAGACCGUUGACUGUACAGGUGGGCUUUCCAUGCCUCGCGCGAACUAUCAUUCCGAAACAAAGCAAAGGGAGGCUCAUUCACAGCUCAAAAAAGUUUAUUCUUUCAGACAUCUAUAAAUGUACUUUCAUUAACUGUACAACAUUAAUCUGCGCACCCGAAAACUAGCACGCCACGUUCCUGACAAUGCGCUUCAUUCCCAACAACUAGCUUUCUACCAGAUACUCUUUCAAACAACAAAUAAUCGGGAUUCUACUCUGAAAGCUGGUUUGAGGAAACUUUAUCAGGAUAAUGAUGAUGAUGAUGAUGAUGAUGACGACCACGAUAAUGACGAUGAUACUGACGAUGAUGAUGGUGAUCUUAAUGGUGAUGAAAACGACAAAGAUAAUGAUAUCAAUAGCAAACAUGUUCACGGCCACCAUAAGGGUGAUGAAAAUUAA